Messenger RNA from Neogale vison (American mink), 1028 nucleotides. It is a transcript of the gene HSBP1L1, whose product is annotated as heat shock factor binding protein 1 like 1. Gene Ontology annotation, biological process: cellular heat acclimation. Bases 44 to 277 code for a protein of 77 amino acids. Gene Ontology annotation, molecular function: transcription corepressor activity. The transcript is spliced from 4 exons. The record is from RefSeq and is a predicted model, not a curated record. Gene Ontology annotation, cellular component: nucleus; cytosol. NCBI's taxonomy places the organism in Eukaryota, Metazoa, Chordata, Mammalia, Carnivora, Mustelidae.
ACCCGGCCCACUGGGACCCACCGGACACCAGGACCCACUGGACAUGGACGCGCGGGGACCCAAAACCCCCGGCGGGGACGCGCUGGGCGAGGCGGCAGAAAAUCUAUUUCAGGAACUUCAAGAACAUUUUCAAGCUCUGACUGCAACAUUAAACCUCAGAGUGGAAGAAAUGGGAAGUCGCAUUGAGGAUCUGCAGAAGAAUGUCAGUGAGCUCAUGGUGCGAGCUGGGAUCCAAAAUUCCGUUAAGGAACAAGUGGUCUUCAGCAGGGAGAACUGAGGACGGUAGACCAGUCACUCGAAAAUGUGAUAAAGUCAAAACUGUACUUUUAAAAUAAUAAUUUGCAUGAGUUCUGACUUUUACUACUUAAUUUAAAAAUUCAUUCUAAUAAAAAGAAAGAUUAAAAGAACAAUCCAGGAAGAACAUAAUUCAGGAAAUGAUUAACAAAGAUGGUUGUAAAAUUUUUUAAAUAUAUACCUUGUAUUUAUAAAUCAUGGGAGAAAAGCAUAAGCUACAUUAGGUCAAUGUUUUUUUCCUGAAUUAAGUUCUACAUAGAUCUUUUUAAAAAGUGUCAUAAGCUGUUUUCUGAUUGAGAUUGCUUUUCAAAUAACUGCAUUCCAACACAGCUUUUCCACUCCCACGUGUUUGGGAAGACUCAUUUUAAUCUGUCCAGUCCAAACAGAUUCAGUGUUCUCCAGACCCAACCCAACCCAACCCAAGAGAACAGCUUGUCCGGGAGCUCGGUCAGCCUCGCCCACCCCGCUCCUGGAGGGUAGUUACCCAGGAGAUGCACACGUACUUCAGGGCACUUUGUAGGUUAUAGAGAGACAAUCAAGUAAUUGUGUGAUUUGCCUCUUUAAGCUAAAGUAAAAUAGAGCUAUGAUCAUCUAAAAAGGGGCUGGCAGGUGGUAACUAUGCAAACAACACCAGCUUCUCAAUCAUUUUUUGGAAGUAGUUCUUUUUCAGGGUCCCUGGGCGGCUCAGUCGAUUAAGCAUCUGCCUUCAGCUCAAGUCAUGAUCCCAGGCUCCC